Linum tenue is the source of this 860-nucleotide messenger RNA. Lineage: Eukaryota; Viridiplantae; Streptophyta; Magnoliopsida; Malpighiales; Linaceae. The record is from the annotation of a GenBank genome assembly.
CGGAAGUUCACCAUGAGAUGGGUGUCAAAGCAAGGUGCUGUGAUGGGGUCGUUGGUUGAUGGUUUGGAACAUGCCAAGUACACCCUCGAAAGUGCGCCAACCAUGGAUGAGCGGAAGACUAAUUGGUUGACCCGACUUAUGAACAACCUCCUGAGUUGUACCAGAGAGCAAAGGAGGGAUGUCGUGGCCUAUCCUCCCGUUCCUGCCCCGGCACGACCCUCAUUCCGUGAUGAUGCACCCAUUGUGCCCCCGGUUGAGCCCCCACGAAGGAGCAAACGCAGGCCUCUACCUACAUUCGAUGAGGUGCGUACAACUCGAGAAACCGAGAUCCCUGAACCGUUCGAGUACCAGUGGGCACCUACAGCGGAAGCCGGUGGAGGGUCAUCGAGUCGUGGAGCAUCUCAGGAGUGGGACACUUUCUCUCAUGGGUUCUCUCAAUUCCAACAUCAGCAACAGAGUUCGAUGUACCAGACCCCGCAACAACAAACUCCGCAACCUCCGAUCAUUCGCCAAGCUACCGCUCCAUCUCAGCCACCACCACCACCAUAUGUAACCCCAGUUGGGGCUCGGGUCAAGAGAAAUCCGCGACCAGCCGUUGAGCGAGCCCGCCAAGAAGCAGCGGCGGAAGGGGGAAGAAGGGGUCGAGGACGUCGUGGAGGACGAGGAGGAAGAGGUGGAGAUGGGGGCCAAAAUGAAGCAAAUGAGUGAAUUUAUCGUUUUAUCAUUGUAGUGAACUAUCCAUGUUGUUUUUGUGCUUUUUAGGUGUUGUUAUUUGAGUUUGCAUUGUCUAAAAACUAUCCUACGCACUUAAGUUGUCGAAUUAAUUUUCUGGAUCAUUUUAGCAAGAAUCAGUAUCUCCC